Messenger RNA from Acinonyx jubatus (cheetah), 4243 nucleotides. RefSeq names its product zinc finger protein 565 (gene ZNF565). Gene Ontology annotation, biological process: regulation of transcription by RNA polymerase II. The transcript is spliced from 8 exons. Gene Ontology annotation, molecular function: RNA polymerase II cis-regulatory region sequence-specific DNA binding; DNA-binding transcription factor activity. NCBI's taxonomy places the organism in Eukaryota, Metazoa, Chordata, Mammalia, Carnivora, Felidae. The record is from RefSeq and is a predicted model, not a curated record. Bases 1320 to 2822 code for a protein of 500 amino acids.
UUUGUGUAACCAUGUGUGAUACUGUGUGUUGGGGUGUGGGGUCCUUGCGACUGUGGGGGGGUGAUAUCUGCUUGUGACUGUACGCGUUGUUCUUGGGGGAUGUGAGUGUGGUUGUGACUGUGAGACAGGUGAAGGCGUCUGUGCGGUUAUGAUUAUAUGUCUCCAAGGUGAUCGUAUGGUUUUGGUUGCAUGAUAUUGUAGCCACGUGUGGUAGUUUGUGUAGUUGUGUGUCUGUGACUGUGUGGUGACAACGCGUGUGUGUAUCCCUCUUGUGUCCCAUGGAGUGUGUCUGUGAAACGGUGGCAGUGUGUGGUGCUGUGUGUUUGAGGGUAACGUGUGUUUGCCUGUGUGAAUGUGACUGUGUCUCCGGAGUGAAUGUUCAAUUAUGACGUUGGUUGGGCCGGAGUGCCAGUGAUUAUGUAUAUCCCCCAAGGGGGUAUGUGAUUGUGUGAGACAUUUGCGAGUAUUGGUGUGGGCAAGCUGUGACUAUAUGAGUGACUUUGUGUGUCAUGGUGGUUAAUAGAUUGUGUGACUGUGUGUGUCUUUUUAGUGGGUGAGUAUAAGGGCAUGGAGAUGUCUGUGAUUGUCUGGUUGUGUCUUGUAUGUUUCAAGAGUGCAUGUGUGUUUGUGUGACACCAUUUGUGUAGCACCAAAUGUGCUGGCGGGAGGUGCCUGUAACUCCAGUGUUCUGACCCUUGCAGAACCUGUGAAGUUAGAACAGAUUGUGGCCCUGGACAGUGAUUGCCUCAGCCUCUCCCAGUGACACUGGUAUUGGACAUGUUAUCCAGUCUUAUCCGACUUCUGUCUCUUGUGUGGAGGUCAAAAUGUCCUGCUUACUCAUUAUCUCUUUUUUUUUUUUUUUCUAAGUCUUCUCCAAGAGAGAUGUUGAGAGGAAAAGGAAAAAAUUGCUAUUGAACAUCCAAAAGCGAAGUUCAAGGCAGGACUACAGCAUACAUGAAUAUAGUUACAAAAUCAAGAAGUUUGAAACUACUGGGAGCUGACAAAGCAAAAACAAAAGCGAUUCUGUGAAAAUUCAACUGUUUUUAGAAUAUCCUAAGCUAUUAUUUUAUGUUCAAGGGAAGAUUGCUUAAAAAAAAAGAAGUUGCUUCUGUAAAUUAAAUGUGAUUUCUCUUUGGAGCAAGGAGGAUAUCCUGGAUUGAGGGUUGACAAGAGGUCUGUGCACAGAAUGUGAGAUCCACUGGGACAGGGACUGGAUUUAUUAUCUUCCUCACACCUAGAACCAUGCCAAUUGAGGACUCUGCACUUGCCCAAGAGAAGAAUCUAAAGAAAUCAGAGCACCCCAGGUAGUUCUGAAAGCCAUGGCACAGGGGUUGGUAACAUUCAGGGAUGUGGCCAUAGAGUUUUCUCAGGAAGAAUGGAAGUGCCUGGAACCUGCCCAGAGAAACUUGUACAGGGAUGUGACUCUGGAGAACUUCAGUAACUUGGUGUCACUAGGACUUUCCGUUUCUAAGCCUGAUCUCAUUUCCUUACUGGAGCAAGGGAGAGAACCCUGGAUGAUUGCAAAUGAUAUGACAGGACCAUGGUGUCCAGAGCUGGAGUCCAGGUGUGAGAAAUUUCCACAAAAAGAUAUUUUUGAAGUAGAGUCAUUCAAUUGGGAGAUCAUGGAAAGCCUUAAAUGCUGUGAUUUUGAGGGCUCCAGUUUUGGAGAUGACUGGGAAUGCAAAGGCCAAUUUGAAAGACAACGAGUAACUCAGGAAUGCUGUUUCAAGCAAGUAAAAAUCACAUAUGAAAACAUGCCCACUUUUGAGCAUCAUACAUCCCUCACUUUACAUCAGAACAAUGAGAUUGGUGAGAAACUGAUCGAAUGUAAUGAGUGUGGGAAAGCAUUUAGCCGUGGCUCACACCUUAUUCAGCAUCAGAAAACUCAUACUGGUGAAAAACCAUUUGACUGUAAGGAAUGUGGGAAGGCCUUUAGUCGUGCCUCACACCUUGUUCAACAUCAGAGAAUUCAUACAGGUGAGAAACCUUAUGAUUGUAAGGAAUGUGGGAAGGCCUUUGGUCGUACUUCAGAACUUAUUCUACAUCAAAGACUUCAUACUGGUGUCAAACCCUAUGAAUGUAAAGAAUGUGGAAAGACCUUUAGACAGCAUUCACAACUUAUUCUGCAUCAAAGAACUCACACGGGUGAGAAACCCUAUGUAUGUAAAGACUGUGGGAAGGCUUUUAUUCGUGGCUCACAACUUACUGUUCAUCGGAGAAUUCAUACAGGUGCAAGACCCUAUCAGUGUAAAGAAUGUGGGAAAGCCUUCAGACAGCAUUCACAGCUUACUGUCCACCAGAGGAUUCAUACCGGUGAGAAACCCUAUGAGUGUAAGGAAUGUGGGAAGGGCUUUAUUCAUAGCUCAGAAGUUACUCGACAUCAAAGAAUUCAUUCUGGGGAGAAACCCUACGAAUGUAAGGAAUGUGGGAAGGCUUUUAGACAACAUGCACAGCUUACACGACAUCAGAGGGUUCAUACUGGUGACAGACCCUAUGAAUGUAAGGACUGUGGGAAGGCCUUUAGUCGUAGUUCAUACCUUAUUCAACAUCAAAGAAUUCAUACAGGUGACAAACCGUAUGAAUGUAAGGAAUGUGGGAAAGCCUUUAUCCGUGUUUCACAACUGACUCAUCAUCAGCGAAUUCAUACUUGUGAGAAACCCUAUCAAUGUAGGGAAUGUGGAAUGGCCUUUAUUCGUAGUUCACAACUUACUGAACAUCAGAGAAUUCAUCCUGGUAUCAAACCUUAUGAAUGUAGAGAAUGUGGGCAGGCCUUUAUUCUUGGCUCGCAGCUCAUCGAACACUACAGGAUCCAUACUGGUUAGAAAGCCUAGAAUGUUAAGAGUAUAGGAAAGCCUUUACAUGGAUUUCACACCUGACUCAAUAUUAGGUAAUGUGUAAUGUAAUGUGAUUAAUGUCAGAAAACCCUCACUUGUCAUUUCCAUUAUGGAACAUGGGAUUAUUCCUACCAGAAGAAAAUUCAAUAAAUGCAGGAAUUCUUUUUGCCUCACACUCACUGCUUACUAAGCAUCAGAAAACUUAUGCUGAAAAAAAUAUUAAUGUGACUAUAGAAAACCUUUCUGUUACCACACAAAAUGUGUUAAACUUCUGAGAAUUCCUAAGAGAAAAUGACCCUAUUAAGGUAUUUUCUGAAUGUGCCUUUUACCAUGAUAUACAUAUUAUUUAGUAUUAUCUAAGUUCCACCAGUUACCGACUGUAUAGCAUUGAACAAAUUAUGCAAUCUUCCUGUUUCUCAGUUUACUUAUUUUUAAGCAGUAAUCAUUAUACUUACCUGAUAGAGUUCUCCUGAGGACUAUCAGAUAUUUUUUAUAAACCCUAUAUAUAGUUCAAUAAAUAUUAGUUAUUGUUGUUAAUUUAUAACAGUAUUACUGUUAAGGAGUUCAUGUGAGAGAAGGGCCUUAUGAAUGUGCCAAAUAACAAAAAGCCUUCAUAACCACUUGUUAACAAUAAUUCAUUCUGGAAAACAGUAGUAAAGUAUAAUUAGCAUAAGAAGGUCUUCAUGAUAUUGAAAGCUAGGAAGUCACAAGAUUAGAAAUUAACAGAAGAGUAGCCAAAAGAAAUCGACCCACUUAGAAAUCUAAAGCCACUUCCAAGUAUAACUCAAGAGCAGUCAAAAAAUUCUAUACAUCAAAACCAGUUAAGUACAGCCAAAGCUAUGUUCCUGUCACCCCAGGAUUGAAGGUAAGGGCUUUGUUCUCCAAAUGUAGAUCUCCAGCACUUACUCAUUGCCUGUCACAUACUAAGCCUAUUGAAUGGAUGAAUGGUCAACUCUAAAAAUUAGAGGGAAAUUACCACAUAAACCCAUAUCAAUAGUAAGAAUGAUAAUUAAAAAUGAAAAGUAAAAAACAACAGUAGGCUGAAUCUGAAGGUUGUUUAUUUAACAAUAUAAUAAGAUGGAAGACUGACAACUCUGAACUAGAAGAAAAACAUUUAGCCUUAUGAAUAAGGAAGGGGUGGGUAUUUCUUUUAAAUAGCUACUAUGCCUGGCUUUAAUGUAUUUGGAAAUUUAAAGAGAAUGGAUUUUUACAAAAGUAUCAAAACUGGUUUAAGAAGACAUGGAAUACCUGAAUGAUUGUAGAAGGACAUAAAAAGACAUCAAAGCUCUUCCCUUUAAAAACAGUUUAGCCUACUAAAACUUCAAGGAACAGAUAGAUAAUCCCUGAGAGAAGCUUGCCAGUUCAUUUCCAAGGCUAAAUAAAACUAUGAUAAAAAAAAAAAAAAAAAA